Molecule: messenger RNA, 444 nt
Organism: Sycon ciliatum
Lineage: Eukaryota; Metazoa; Porifera; Calcarea; Leucosolenida; Sycettidae
Product: large ribosomal subunit protein mL62-like
Exons: 1
Coding region: 1-444 (147 amino acids)
Biological process (GO): mitochondrial translational termination
Cellular component (GO): mitochondrial large ribosomal subunit
Molecular function (GO): translation release factor activity, codon nonspecific; peptidyl-tRNA hydrolase activity
Source: RefSeq, a predicted model, not a curated record
AUGCCGGAGUAUUAUGACGGAACAACCUUUUCAGGGCCCAUACCCCUGGAAAAAGUCAAGGUGGAAUAUGUGUGCAGCAGUGGAGCUGGCGGGCAGCAUGUGAACAAAACAGCAAGCAAGGCGUGCUUAAGCUUCAACGUGCUGGAGGCAACCUGGCUACCGAAAUGGAUCAGACAUAGACUACUUGUUAAAGCCAAAACGCAUGUGAACAAGCAAGGCAUUCUCCUAGUCACUUGUGACUCUGAGCGAACGCAGUCUUUCAAUCUGAGAGAGGCGCGUUCCAAAAUUGAAUCUCUUAUCAAGGAGGCCAGCCGUCUGCCGAAUGAGCGCACCGUAGAAGAUGAGAAGGCCAUUGUGCGAUCCAUGCACCGGCAGAACAUGAACCGCUUGAGAAACAAAAAGCAUGCAUCAGCACUGAAGCGAAGUCGAACAGACUUUGAUUGA